AUGUACCUAUAUUUGUCGAAUAUCAUCAAUUUUGUCUCCGUGACCCUCUGCGUUUUUGUUUUUGGAGUUUCGCGAAUUUUGGCCAAACGAAAAAUCCAUGUGGAAUAUCAAUUUAUCGUCGCGUUUAAUACCACAAUCGACUUGGCGUAUGCGAUCACUUGUUUGGUUGAGGCACCGGUAAGGGUCUUUUUUGCGGUUUGAAUGCGGUAAAAGUACAAUUUUUUUGGGGAAGUUGGAUUACUGUAAAAAUCAAAAAAAAAUGGCGAUACGACUUUUCGGGUCAACGAUGUUAUGAAUCGUGUCGGUUUGUCGUUGUAUGCAUGGGGAGGCUAGGAGAAGGCUUAGUUAGUAGAAAUGUAAUAUGAUUGAUCGGGUCCUACACGCCAAUUUUUUAUAGCUUCUCAUCUUUUUUGAGGGUAUUUUAUAUGUACUCACAUCAAUAAUUUCUAGAUAAAAGUUACGGAUCUUUGUUUUUUUUCCCCACAAAUUUUGGUCUGUUAUAUUUUAAAAUAACUCGGGGUUAAGAAAACUAACGUUAGUAAUAGCUAAAAUUAGAAAAAAUAAGCCUAUUUCAAGUCUUUGCCGAGUCUCCGCCGAGCCUCCGCCGAGCUUUCGCCGAUAAUUCAAUGGCAUUGCCAGGCCUCAUAGGCACUUCCAACAACUUUUUUUGAGUAACCACCUGCCCUACCCAGCGUAUCAAUCGAUUUUCUGUUGACCCGAACAGUCGUCAACCCGAAAAAUCGGGACGUAAAAAAUCGCUAAAAAUCCCAAAAAAGAAACAAAAAAAUCUCCAAAAUUUCAGUGUUUUAUUAUGACAGACAACCUGUUCUUCCUGAGUAUGGAGAACCACACAUUCUCCACCGAGAACGACCGACUUGUGGCCUUUUUGGCCUUCACUUUCUGCGGCUUUCUCCAACUUCUCCUUCUCAACAUCGCAAUCCAUUUUUAUUAUCGCUAUAAUGUGGUGCGUUUCUCGAAUUACUGCUCCAAAACAAAGUUCCUGCUUCUUUAUGGUGCCUGCUCACUAUGGGUGGUACUGUACUUUGUCACAGCGCAGAUUGAAAUUCGGCCGGCGAGCAAUUACAUUGAUGCUUUAUAUACGAUUCCCGACUUCGAAACGAAUCCACCGAUGGUUUAUGUGUUUGAUUUGGUAAGUGGAAGGGCUAGUGGUACUUGAAAUAUUCAGUUUUGGCUUCAAUUUUGGUUUUCAAAUUCAAAUUUCGAUUUUCCCGCCAUUUUUGGCAUUGUGUUUUAGAUGGGAAAUCAUAACAAAAAAUUGCUUCAAAUCACCAUAGAACAUUUUCUGACUGUUUAAAAAUUAUUUUUGGCGAUAUUUUUAUCACUUUUUUUUACCGCACAGUGCAAAAAAAUAAACUUUUUUCGCACUGUGCGGAAAGAUUAUGCUGAAAAAAAUCUUUUUUUCAGAACUACUGGUCGUCAAUCUUGACAACGCUAGACUUUCAACUCACUGGAAUGGCAUUUUACAUCGUUGGGGGCUAUUUUGGAUUCAAAAUUGUGAAGGAAUUGCGACGAUUAAAAGCGUCGGCUCGAAAAGCAAUGGACGCACAGCGAUAUAUGGUGCGAGUUUUGAUUGUUCAGGUAAGUGAGAGACAAAUUUUUGAAAAAAUAUUGUAAUUGAAAAUUCAAAAAAAAAAAAUAAAAUAAAAUAAAAAAAAUUUGCACAGUGCGACCGAAAAAUAUUUUUUUGCACCGUGCAGAAAAAUUGUUGUUUGUUCUUGCACUGUGCGGUCCGCAGGAAGAAAGGCUAAUUUUUGCACAGUGCGGCCGAAAAAAGUCUCUUUGCACUGUGCACUGCGAAAGAAGAGACAUUCUCGUUGCACGGUGCAAGCGGAGAAAUUGAGGUUUGACUGCACAGUGCAAUUGUAAUUUUAUAUUUUUUUGCACUGUGCGCCUAAAAAACGGCAAUAUUUUUUUGCACGGUGCAAAAGUAAAUGAGUGGGUUUUUUCGCACAUUGUAGUCGCCAAAGACGUUCUGAAAAAUUUCUCACUUGGUUUUGUCAUCAUAUUUUUCAUGAUGAGAUUUUUUGCAAAUUAAAAAAAAAUUUUUUGAUGUAGGUUUCUAAUUCAUCUAUUCUAAUAUUUUAGUCAAAAACUGAACAUAUUUUUUGAAUAUCAAACUUUAUCUUGAUGAAAUUCUUGAUGACUUUUUUAUUUUUGGCUGCAUUUUCAUACCUUUUUCGUACCAGACAUCUUAAAAAUACAUUUUCCGCCGUCAAAACACUAAAAUAUUCCCUAAUUUUGUUGCCAUCCCCCUUUUCACCUGUUUUUCUUUUAUAAAAAAUUUAGCAAUUCUAAACAUCAUGUUUAAUAUAUAACACAAAAACUUUAAUCCCCCAAAAUUUCAGGCGAUUUACCCUUUAUUGGUCCUGUUGUUACCAUCCACAAUCAUGGUCAGUCUCUUCUUUUUACACAAAACAUUCGUCCCAUUCUGUUUUGUAAUGGGAUUGUCCGUCCAAUCCCUGCCAAUUUUGAAUGCAAUCUCGGUCCUAUUGUUGGUGCCCUGCUAUCGCAAAUUGAUCACUGGCUCAAAGGUGUCCUCACUCAACACAACUCCGUCCAUAAAAAGCCCUAAAAGCUUGUUAUUUUUCAAAUAA
Molecule: messenger RNA, 2615 nt
Organism: Bursaphelenchus xylophilus (pine wood nematode)
Lineage: Eukaryota; Metazoa; Nematoda; Chromadorea; Rhabditida; Aphelenchoididae
Source: the annotation of a GenBank genome assembly